AUGCUUCCCUGGAGGAAGAACAAGUUUGUUCUGGUCGAGGAUGAAGCCAAGAAUAAACCCAAGAGCCUGGGGACCGGGCUGACCUACCAGUCCAUCCUCUCCUCGCUGCUGCGCUCCUGUCCGGACCUGCUGCCGGACUGUCCCUUCGACUGGGUGGGCAACAUCUUCCAGACCAAACGGCAAAAGGUGGAGCUGAACAAAGAGGAGCCUGUUUACAAUGUGCGCUACCUGGGGAGUGUGGUCACCAUCACGGCCAAGGGACCCGGCUGCACGCAGGAGGCCGUUGCCAAGAUCUGGGCGAGGAGCAACUACGGGGAGCAGAGUAUCAAGAUGAGGUUAUCGGUGGGGCCACAGGGCAUCAGGAUGAGCGCUGACAAAUCUGGGAAGAAGAAGCCCCAGCAUCUUUACUCCCUGAACAGAAUCACCUGCUGCAGCGCCGACCCGUCCCGGCCCAAGAUCCUGGCCUGGAUCUACCGGCACCAGGUCAAAAACAUGGCCGUGGUGCUGCGGUGUCACGCCGUCCUGGUCAGCAAGUCGGAGAAGGCCCGAGCCAUCUCCCACAGCCUCUACCAGAACGCCACCUCCGCCUUCAGCGAGUUCAAGCGGCUGAAGCGGCAGAGUGAUUUCCGGCACUGCCAGCAGCAGCUGCUGGGAGAGGAGGCGGUGCCCCUGAUGCCACUGAGGAGGCUGCUGAACGGGCAGUGCCACUACCGCCCGCCUGCUGACAGCCCCGGGAGCGCCACCCGCCUCGGCUCCAUCACAGAGGAGGAGGAGGAGGAGGAUGACGACGAGGACAACAGAGAUGAAAAGCUGGAGGUGGAGGAGCUGUGGGAGAAACAGAGGAUUUUCACAACAAACACAGACCCGACUCAGCUACUGUCAGAGUUGGACCUCGGGGAUAUUGCCAGAUUGGAGCAGUGCCAAAUCAACUUUGUCAGCGACAUCAACAACAACACGUUUUCGUUUAUAACCUCUCUGGUGUGA
Molecule: messenger RNA, 984 nt
Organism: Limanda limanda (common dab)
Lineage: Eukaryota; Metazoa; Chordata; Actinopteri; Pleuronectiformes; Pleuronectidae
Gene: fam43b
Product: family with sequence similarity 43 member B
Exons: 1
Coding region: 1-984 (327 amino acids)
Source: RefSeq, a predicted model, not a curated record